CAGCUCUAGCCAGCUAGUUGUUUUGUGGCCAGGGGCAAGAAUACAAUCGCUCCAGGUGGUACAUGUUGCUGGGAAGGAGGAGCUGAAGGAGGAAUGCUUGCAUGGAUUGAAGGGAUUGAAUCUUGAGCGUCAAAAGAUAGAUUUGGUGUCGAGCGGUACCCGUAGUGCCUCUGAAGUGGUACGGUACUCAAAGAUCUCCACAAGGCACGGCUGAACCAAAGAUCCUGGCACUUCAACCCACUACCGCACUUGGCUACCUUGACACCCGAUCUGACAAAUCAAAAAGCAAAGAGGACCUGUUGAAUGAUAUGCCAGGCCCCAUCAUCUUCCUCGGCCUCACAAUUAAUCUCUACUAGAAUAGCUACAGCAUAGUUUCUUUCUCAUUUUCUCGAUUUUCUAAAGAUCCAAUCAACAGCACAAAAUGGUUCAACUCAAGAGUCUUAUCAUCGCCACCUUCGUGACGGCUUCCUCUGGAUUCUCUCUAUUGGAUAGCAAGGCACCACAGCCAACAACCACCGCGGGAACGGACCGUCGUUCCUUGCUGCUCGGAGGAGCUGCUGCUUUGAUAUCUGCUGCAACUGUCACCGCCGCCAACCCACAACCUGCCAAUGCUGCACUGGGAGCAGGCACACCUGUCGGAAGAGAAAUUGGCACUUUCAACUCACUAAUCGACAACCUCAAGAACAUCGAUCUCGGAGGAGGUCUCGAUGCGUCAAAGCUGAAUGAGCCAAGUGUUCCAUUCAGUGAAUUUGGUGAAAAGUUAAAAAACGGUGAGGUAGCUUUUGUUGAGUUCAUGGCGCCCAGUGGAGAUGUGGCCUACGCUACCUUCAAAGGAAAGAAAGAUAAAGAGGAGAGGAUCCGUAUUGGCCAAGGAUACCCCAUCAGCAAGAAGGGAUCUUGGAGUAGCCCAGACUAUGUCAUUCGAGCCGUCAGCAACUUUGGCGUCCCCUACAAAUUCACAGUCCCCGCAUUGGCCAAGUACAACAAGAAAAAAUAAACCAGCAGUUAGUUGUUCAUGCACAUGAUGAAGCCAGGCUGAGCGCCAUUCUCCAGAGUACAUGUGCCAUUGAAGAACGCAAUGAGGGGCACGAGAGCAACUCCAUCCAUACAGUGCAAAAGGCAGUCGCAAGAAUAUUCGAAGUUGCUAUUCUUUCUAAGUUAUUCUUCUACUAGUCCUAUCUUUCUUCAUUUC
Seminavis robusta is the source of this 1192-nucleotide messenger RNA. The record is from the annotation of a GenBank genome assembly. NCBI's taxonomy places the organism in Eukaryota, Bacillariophyta, Bacillariophyceae, Naviculales, Naviculaceae.